This is a messenger RNA of Myodes glareolus (Bank vole), 2907 nucleotides long. It is a transcript of the gene C10H15orf62, whose product is annotated as chromosome 10 C15orf62 homolog. Gene Ontology annotation, cellular component: cytoplasm; plasma membrane; cytoskeleton. Gene Ontology annotation, biological process: positive regulation of pseudopodium assembly; Rho protein signal transduction; regulation of cell shape. The record is from RefSeq and is a predicted model, not a curated record. Lineage: Eukaryota; Metazoa; Chordata; Mammalia; Rodentia; Cricetidae. Gene Ontology annotation, molecular function: small GTPase binding.
CCACCCCCCCCCCAACCACUGGUAAUUCAUGGCAGCUUCACACAUUCUGGCUCCCUCUGCAAGAAGGUCCCCAAAUGCGGCCCACGAGCCGGAGGGAGAGGACUGGAGCAUCAGAGCAGAUCCGGCCGGGCACUGGCCUGGGUGAAGAGAGGAAAAGCUGAGGCCGCACCCAGGUCCCGGCUGUGGAGGGCGCUGCUCCUUCCCCAACUUCAUACUGCUCUACCAAGAAACUUCAGGUCACCCCUGGCAUGCCCCCAGAACCCUGGGAGGAGUAAGUCCUUUACAGGCAUGGGGUUGUUCCCUGUUAACACACCCUCCACAUCCUUCCCCACCAUUCCUGUGGCCUGCCUAAUGAGGGCCUGUCAACCAGCCCAAGGGCUGAGUCACCCACACCGGCAGGUCUCCUCUCUUCCUUCUCCAACAACUGUUCCAAAAGUUGCCUUUCAAUUAGCACUACCUCCCUGGGCUCUUCCCAUAGCCGGCUGGGGCUAGGGAGCCAGGCAGGCCUGCUGGGGUCACAGUGGCGGUGGAGCUUUGACUGGAAAGGAAGUAACCUGGUGACACACCGGGCAGGGCUGUCCCCAGACCACUCCCCAGAGGAAUCUGAAGCGUCCUACUGCCCUGGGGUGUUGGUCACAGCUGCCCCAGUCCCAGCCUGCGGAUGCUGCAAUUACCUCAGAGCAUGAAACCAGCUUCCCACCUGACUGAGUCAGCUGAAAACAAAACACAUCUCUACCACACGCUGGCACAAACAGCCAAGCCACUAAUCAGAGUCCCCAGAUGCUGGCAGAGAGAGCACAGUCCCACACUGGCCAGGAGAUCGGCACAUGCCAUGAACUACCAGAGAGAGGGUGCCGCUGCCUGAAGAAGUGCAUGCUCCCCUCCGGAGGUCCUGCCCUGCCCACCAAGCCCUCGCCUUGUUUGACCCCGGCUCUGCUUUGCGGGGACUCCCAGCACUCGGAUCUCCCGGACAAACUCUCCCUCCUGCCAGUCUUGUCUUACCAUCCAAGAUGCAACAAGACAAAGGACCACACUGAGCAGAAACGCACAGCCUCUGCUCCUAGCCCUUGAGGGGUGUCUCCCCAGUUUCUGGCUCCAGUCCGCUAGCAAAUGGUCACAAGCUGCUGCUGAGCCCCUCUGUGGGGUUUCUCAGAUGCCGGACCUGUUGGCUGACUUAGGAGCUCCAUGGAGACCUGGCGGAAAGGCUCCUUCCGCAAUGCCUCCUUCUUCAAGAGGAUGACCCUGGGGCGACCACGGCGACUGCGGCGGCAGGGCAGCACACUCAGCCAGGCCAGCACUGCUGGUGGUGACCACGAGGAGUACAGCAACAGAGAAGUCAUCCGGGAACUUCAAGGGAGGCCAGAUGGCCGGCGUCUGCCCUUGUGGGGGGAUGAGCAGCCCCGAGCCACUCUGCUGGCCCCACCCAAGCCCCCACGUCUCUACCGAGAGAGCUCCAGUUGCCCCAAUAUUCUGGAACCCCCAGCAACCUUCACUGCCGCCUACUCGGCCACCCUGCCUUCAGCCAUCUCCCUGACAGGCCCUCUCCACCGAUGCUCACAAGAGGACCUUUUGGAUACUCCCCAUUUCCCAAGGACACCUACUCCGGACCUCAAUGACCCUUUCUUUUCCUUCAAAGUGGACCUGGGGAUUUCACUUCUGGAGGAAGUUCUACAGAUGCUGAAGGAGCAGUUUCCUAGUGAGCCCCACUUCUGACCCCAGAGAGGGCAGAGAGAACUGAGGUGACUGGAGCCUGGAAGACCUAGGCAGGUAAAGUGUGGAUUAUGGAGCAGGAUGAGACAUUAGCAACAGUGCAGCCGCCCCUGGCUGCUGAGCAAUCCUCCAGGGCACCCAGAGGGAAGGGACAGACGCCAGCUGGGAAAGUAUGGGGGUCACUAUCUGGCAGGAGCCCUGAAGGAAGCUGGAAAGGUCAGGAAAAGGAAGCCACACCUGCAACCACAGGAACUGGUCAGAGGUCAGGGAAGAGACAGGGUGGCACGGGGCGAGUCAGGAAGUAGGACUCAGACUGGGCAGGACACACAGUGCUCUGCACCAGCCUCUAGAACCACUGUCAACAGAGAAAUCAUAGAUUACAUCUAGGAAGACGCAGUCUAACUGAGAUUAAGAGGAAAGCCAGAGAGAACAGAGGUAGAAAAGCCACCGCUCACUUCCUAUGAUUGUUUAAUUGAAGUUAAAGCAAGUUCGGUUCCAGAGGCUGGAGAAAUGGCUCAGUGGGUAAAGAGUUUGUAUGCAGGCAGGAAGGCCUGAGUUCAGACCUCCAGUACCCACAUGAUAAAAGCCAGGCAAGUGUGACAGCCUGCCUGGAAUCCCAGCAUUCAGGAUGCAGGCACCAGGGGUCCCAGGGGCAGGCUGGCUGGCUAGACUAGUCAGAUUGGCAGACUCCAGGUCCAGCAAGAGCCACUGUGCCAGUAAUGAAAAGUGAAGAGCAAUUGGAGAUAACUGACAUCAACCUCUGACCUCCACUUGUAUGUGCAUGUGCACAUGUGCAUGCACACACACACACACACACGUGCACACACACACACUCAAACAUACACUACAUAGACACAAACACGAAAGAAAAAAAUCAGAUCCUUUUCCCCUUAGCCAAUUUUUGUUUGUUUUUGAGACAAGGGCUCUUACGUGGUAAGGGUGGCCUUAAACCUGAUGCUCCUCCUCCACUCCCGAGUGCUGGGCUUGCAGGCAUGUGCCGCCGCACCCAGCUGCUCAGGCCGCGCUGGGACCCAAACCCAGAACUUCACGCAUGCCAAGCAAGUAUUCUACCUAAACAAGCCACAUGCCAGCCCUCUAGCCACAUUUUAAAGAUAUUUUUAAAAAUUAUUUUUAAGUGUGUGUGUGUGUGUGUGUGUGUGCGCGCGCACACAAGUGUAUGCAGGUGCCUACAGAGGC